Messenger RNA from Nicotiana tabacum (common tobacco), 1113 nucleotides. Its product is annotated as pentatricopeptide repeat-containing protein At2g20540-like. NCBI's taxonomy places the organism in Eukaryota, Viridiplantae, Streptophyta, Magnoliopsida, Solanales, Solanaceae. Gene Ontology annotation, molecular function: RNA binding; protein binding. Gene Ontology annotation, biological process: RNA modification. The record is from RefSeq and is a predicted model, not a curated record.
AUGUAUGCGGUUUUCAAGAUUACAGAUGAUGCUUACAAAGUUUUUGAUAAAAUGACUGAAAGAGAUGUGUUCUCUUGGACUAGUUUGGUGUGUGGGUAUGCAAAUAAUGGUGAGAUGGAUCAAGCUUGUGAAAUCUUUUAUAAAAUGCCACAGCGGAAUGAUGUUUCUUGGGCUGUUAUCAUAUCGGGUUUUGCUGGAAACGGGAGGUACAUGGAGGUACUUGUCUGUUUAAAUGAGAUGUUUUGUGCCGUUGAAGAUAAGGUAAGGCCUAAUGAGGCUGUACUUGUUUGUGCUCUAUCUGCCUGUGCUAAUCUUGGGGCCUUAGAACAGGGAAAUUGGAUUCAUGCUUAUAUUAUGAGAAAUGAUAUUCUUUGUAGUUCAAAUAUUUCUACUGCUCUUAUUGACAUGUAUGCGAAAUGUGGGAGAAUAGACUGUGCUAGAUUGAUUUUCAAUAGAAUUCCAAGACCUGAUGUACACAAUUUCACAAGUAUGAUCUCAGGGUUAUCAUAUCACGGGCUUGGUGAGGAUUCCUUAACCGUGUUUAACAUGAUGUUAGAUAAAAAAGUUAAUCCAAAUGAAGUAACUAUUAUAGGGGUGCUUAACGCCUGUAGCCAUUCAGGUCUGGUAGAAGAGGGUUCUUCAAUCUUCUAUAACAUGGAGACCUUAUGGGGACUUAAGCCUCAGAUUGAACACUAUGGCUGUUAUGUUGAUUUACUUGGCCGUGCUGGAUACUUGGAAAAGGCACUUGAAGUUGUCAAGAGCAUGCAGAUAAAACCUGAUAUAGUCAUAUGGAGGGCUUUGCUCAGUGCCUGUAGAAUUCAUCGCAAUAUUUUCCUUGGUAACAGCAUUAUAGAUUUUAUAAAGCAGCUUAACUCUGCUGGACCUAGUGGAAGUGAGGUACUGCUCUCUAAUCUGUAUGCAUCUCUAGGCAACUGGGAGAAAGUUUCUGAAGUGAGGAAAGCAAUGGGUCAGAGAAAGACCCAAUCAGACAUCGGAUGUAGUUGGAUCGAGGUGAAUGGUGUUGUUCACGAGUUUCGUGUUGCUGAUAAGUUACACCCACAGAUUUUGGAAGUUCUGGACAAAUUAAACGAACUAUGGAUAGUGCUCUCCUAG